Molecule: messenger RNA, 3342 nt
Organism: Eimeria maxima
Lineage: Eukaryota; Apicomplexa; Conoidasida; Eucoccidiorida; Eimeriidae
Product: regulator of chromosome condensation, putative
Exons: 8
Coding region: 1-3342 (1113 amino acids)
Source: RefSeq, a predicted model, not a curated record
AUGUUUGGAUCUGGUGAAUUAGAGCAGAUACCUUUCUUUGAUCCCCAAGAGGAAGGAGGAGGAGAAGUUAUCUAUCCUCGUCUUAUACCUCUGCAGCAGAAGCAGCAGCAGCAGAAACAGCAACAGCAGCAGCAGCAGCAACAGCAGCAGCAGAUGCAGGUAGUAAGAGGCUGCAGCGGGGCCCUGCACACCGUGCUGCUGCUUGCUGAUGGCCGCUGCUGCUCCUUCGGGUGUAACGAUGAGGGGGCCCUUGGUAGAUCUUGUGAUGAUGUUAUUCCUAAUGAACCAGGAAUGGUUGAGUUGGCGGAUGUUACUGCUGUUGCAUGCGGAGACUCCCACACAGCAUUCCUUACUCGCAAGGGGGAGUUGUUUCUCUGCGGUUCCUACCGGGAUUCGUCUGGUUCGUUAGGAUUUGCAUGCAUAGGAGAAGGAGAUCAUAGAGAGAAGCAAAUGCUUCCUCUUCCUGUAUUCAAUUCAUUACCUCAUAAAGUUGAUAUACAAUCCAUUGCAUGCGGCGAGGACCACACCGUUGCAUUAGAGAGAGGAGGAGCAGCUGUAUGGCUAUGGGGCAGCAAUGACUUUGGUCAUUUAUGUUUACCGGAUAACAUAAAGUCUAUAUCUGCUGUAUACUGCGGUCGUUGCACAACAUUUGUAUUAGCAGCAGCAGCAGCAGCAGGAGGAGCAGCAGGAGGAGCAGCAGGAGGAGGAGGAGCAGCAGGAGCAGCAGGAGGAGGAGCAGCAGGAGGAGGAACAAAAGAGACAUACCUGUAUGGUUGUGGUCGUAACACCCAAGGUGAAUUAGGUCUAUGGACAUCUCCCCUUAACGAGAAACAGCAGCAACAGGAGCAUCAACAGGAGCAUCAGCAGGAGCAGCAGCAUCAGCAGCAGCAGCAGCAGCAGCAGCAGCAGCAAGAGGAGGCAAUAGUAUGCUCAUUAAGACGUGUACAAUUAAUAAAUGGAGGAGAAAUAGAAUUUAUUUGUGGAGGUCAAUUCUUUACGAUGGCCCUCAUGAAAAAUGGAUACAUAUUUAAUUGGGGACAAGAAAAUCUAUUAGGUACUACUCUUCCUGCUGCUGCUGCUGCUGCUGCUGCUGCUGCUGCUGCUGAUGAUGAUGAUGCUGCUGCUGCUGCUGAUGAUGAUGAUGAUGAUGAUGAUGAUGAUGAUGAUGAUGGUGAUGGUGGUGAUGGUGGUCGUGGAUCGAGUCGUUGUAUAGGUAAUGGUUAUCCUUUAUUAUUACCAAUAUGUAGGGGUAAUAAAGGAAUACGUUUUUGUUGGAUAAAUAGCGGUAGUGAUCAUUCCUUAGCUGUAUCCUUAUCGGGGUGUAUGUACACCUGGGGAUCGGGACAGAAUUACCAAUUAGGAACGGGAGACGAUCCCGAUCUCAACACGAUCCCAACCAGAAUCGAUCCCAAUAGAUUCAAUAAUCAAUUCGUAUUACAGGCAUACGGUGGUGCGCAGCACUCCAUGGCAUUGGUAUGGGACGGCAAGUAUGCAGUAGAGGAGCAGCAGCAGCAACAGCAGCAGCAGGAAGGAGAAGGAGGGGCAAUAACUAUAGCAGCAGCAGCAGCAGAGGAGGCACCUGAUGGAGACAAACAACAUAAACGAACAGCAGAGGAGACAGUCACACAAGAUGGAGAAAGACCAUCCAAGAAGGCAAAACAAGGAGCAGAACGCUCUACGCUGCAGGUGCCUAGACACCCGGAGGGGAGGGGAAGGAGCCGCAGCAGGAGUCCGAGUGUCUGCCGCUCCCCACAGAAUGGUGCAGCAGCAGACCAGCUGCAGAAGGCAGCAGAGAAGCAGCAGCAGCAGAUAGAAGAGAACAUGGCAGUAGAAGAAGCGCAUGCACGAGACGAGAAGAUCGGGGCAGCAGCAACUGCAGCAACAGCAGCAGCAGCAGCUUCCGCUGCUGCUGAAACCGCUGCUGCUGCUGCAGAAAGUGCUGCUGCUGCUGCCAGUGAUGCUGCAGGUGCAGCAGAUCUAGCAGCUUCUGCAGCAGAAACAGCAGCAGCUGCUGCAGCAACAGCUGUUGCUGCAGCAGAGGGACCAACAGCACCAGCUGAUGGAGAAAAGGAGACACACGAACAAGAUACAGAAAAGGGGCAGCAGCAAGAGGAGGAGCCUGCUGCUGGUAAGCGGCAGCAGAGACGCAAGUCUUCUGCAGCAGCAGGGGAGAAGGCACAGCAGCAGCAGCAGCAGGAACAGCAGCAGGAAGGGGAAGGUGAGGGUGCUGCUGCUCCAGAUGCUGCAGCAGCAGGAGCAGCAACGACCAGCAAGAAGGGUAGAGGCCGUGCUGCUGCUGCUGCUGAGAAGUCCCCCACAGCAAGACAGGUUGCUGCUGCCCAGAAAGCAGUAGCAGCAGCAAAAGAAGCAGCAGCAGCAGCAAAGGAGGCAGCAGCAGCAUUGAAGCAUGCAGCAAGAGGUGCUGCAGCGGCAUCCUCGGGAGCCAGCGACAACGAAGGCGACAGCAGCAGCAGCAGCAGCAGCAAGAAGGCAAAGGGUAGCAGAGGCAGCAACAAGAAUGCCAAGGAGAGCAGCAGCAGCAGCAGCAGCAGCAAGGAUGCAGAAGAUGCACAAGAAGAAGAUGCGUCUGCUGCUUCUGAGGAAUCUGAUGGGGAUUCUGCUGCUGCACCGCGCAGAUCUGCUGCAGCAGCAGCAGCAGCAGCAGGAAAGAAAGCAGCAGGACGAGCAGCAAAGGGAGCCAAGACAGAGAAGAAGACAACUUCACGCGGUGCUGCAGCUGCUGUUAGCCGCAGCAACAGCAACAGCAGCAGCAGCAGCAGCAGAGGGAGACCUGCAACAGCAGCAGCAAAGGGAAGAAGCAAGGGCAAAGGUGCUGCUGCUGCUGCUAAGAAGCCAACAGCAGCAAAGAAGACAAUAGAUAAGAAGAAUAAAGCAGCAAAGGCUGCUAAGGCAGCCAAGGGUGCUGCUGCUGCUGCUGCUGCUCGGACUAAGAGCCCAGUAGCACGAAGCAGCAGCAGCAGCAGCAUUAGCAGCAGCAGCGGCAGAAAGAAACCUGCAGCUGCAGCAGCAGCUAAGAAGGCAACACCACGCAGCAGCAAGAAAGACCAGCAGCAGGGAGGUGCUGCAAAGGCAACCCCGAAGAAGCAGCAGCAGCAGCAGGAGCAGCAGCAGAAAGAGCAGCAACAGGAAGAAGUGCAGCAGCAGCAGCAGAGGGGAUCAGGGAAGAAAUCAGCAGCAGCAGCAGCUGCUGCUACUAAGAGUAGUCCUAAGGGAAAAGGAGCAGCAGCAGCUCGUUCAGCAGCCCCACGAAAGAGCAGCAGCAGCAGCAGCAGCAGCAGCAGCAGCAGCAGCAGCAGCAGCAGCAGCAAGGGGAAGAAAUAA